Patella vulgata (common limpet) is the source of this 3536-nucleotide messenger RNA. RefSeq names its product oxysterol-binding protein-related protein 8. The transcript is spliced from 23 exons. Gene Ontology annotation, cellular component: membrane; cytosol; intracellular membrane-bounded organelle. The record is from RefSeq and is a predicted model, not a curated record. NCBI's taxonomy places the organism in Eukaryota, Metazoa, Mollusca, Gastropoda, Patellidae. The coding region runs from base 117 to 2933 and encodes 938 amino acids. Gene Ontology annotation, molecular function: cholesterol binding.
UAAAGACAUUGCCUGGUACCUUUAUGGUAUUGCUGAAGUAGUAAAACCACAAUAAUCUUAAUUUAUAGCUUGUUUUGUUUUUAUUCUGGAUAGACUGCUUAUACAGGUAUUGGACAAUGGACCCGUAUGAUGCAGACAGUGAUGCCGACAUUCAUAAAGCCAAAUUACAGAAACCGAAGAAAUUCAGUAGAAAAUUGGAUCAAUUGAGUCACAUAGCCAGGUUAAUAGGGUUAGGCGAUCAUUCAGAUAGUGGUGAUAAUGAAGAACUAAGUGUAGUAAUGCCUCGUCCUGGCAGUACUAGUAGUGAUUGGAAUGAUAUUCAGGGGUCUCACGAGCCCCCUCCAAUUCCUGUUAAUGAUGGCUGUUUCAUAGCCAACUCUCCGUCUGUCACCAGUAUCGGACGAGAAAAUCAUUACCAUGGAGGCCAUUCAGAAGGAGAGGCUGGUGAUGGGGUGGGGAACUUAUCGUCAGCGAUGUCCAGUCCAACUGUUACCGCAUCAUCUUCCUCUACCAGAGCCAGAGCUAGUUCGGAGAGUAAGUUAUUUUCACCAAUCUCGGAUAAAUCUAGCUUCGCAUCCACACCCAUGUCUUCCAGCAAAUUGUCAAAAAGAGAAUCAUUGAAGGUUCAAAAGAAGAAUUAUAGAAGUCAGAAGAAACAAGCUGCCAAAGAGUUAUUGAUCACAUUAAAAGAUCCGUCUGUUAUAGUGUUAGCAGAUUGGUUAAAGAUACGAGGUACCUUGAAGAGUUGGACCAAGUUGUGGUGUGUACUCAAACCUGGACUUAUAAUUCUCUACAAAAGUGAUAAAUUAAAGAGUAGUCAUUGGAUUGGUACAGUUAUACUCAGCGCCUGUCGUCUUAUUGAAAGACCUUCCAAAAAAGAUGGCUUCUGUUUUAAGCUGUUUCAUCCUCUCGACCAGUCCAUAUGGGCAACUAAAGGACCAAAAGGGGAGACAAUUGGAGCCUUUGUGCAGCCUCUUCCAUAUUCAUACCUCAUUUUCCGCGCUCCAUCAGAAUCCGCAGGAAAAUGUUGGAUGGAUGCGUUAGAGUUAGCAUUAAGAUGUACGAGUCUAUUAAUGAGAUCGAUGACUAAAGAACGAGAACUGAAUUCGGGUGCUCUAGCAGAAACGUUAGAAACUCCAUCAUUUCAAUCACCAACCGAACUUAACGAAUCUGAUUGUGAAAAACAUUUCGAAGGUCAAGGGUUAGAUGAAGAUUGUAAAACAGAUCGUGAAGAAAUUAAAACCGAAUCAGAAUCGAGUGGUUCAGACGAGGAUGACGAGAAGUCAUUCAGUACGAACAUUAAACCAAUGGAAACACAGUAUAUAGAAAACGGCAGAGAAGAAUUGGGACAGCAAGGUGAUGAAUGUCAAACAGAAGAAGUUAAUGAAGAAAAUAAAAGUUUAAUAUGGACCCUGGUUAAACAGGUUCGUCCUGGUAUGGAUCUUUCUAAAGUGGUUUUACCAACGUUUAUUUUAGAACCACGAUCUUUUCUUGAUAAAUUAACAGAUUAUUAUUAUCAUGCUGAUAUGUUAUCGGAAGCCGUACUACAGGAGGACCCGUUUACUAGAAUGAAGUCAGUCGUACAAUGGUAUUUAGCAGGUUUCUAUAAAAAACCAAAGGGAUUAAAGAAACCCUACAACCCUAUAAUAGGAGAAACGUUUCGUUGUUACUGGCGGCAUCCAAAAACAAACAGUCGUACAUUUUAUAUAGCAGAACAGAUCUCCCAUCAUCCCCCAGUGUCAGCAUUUCAUAUAUCUAAUCGUCGUGAUGGUUUUAGUAUAAGUGGAAGUAUUUUAGCUAAAUCCAAAUUCUACGGUAACUCUAUAUCAGCAAUAUUAGAUGGAACUGCCAAACUUACGUUUUUGAAACGUGGUGAAGAUUAUUUUAUAACCAUGCCAUACGCACAUUGUAAAGGUAUUCUGAUCGGAACAUUAACCAUGGAGAUGGGAGGGAAAAUCACCAUCAAUUGUCCUAAAACUGGUUACAGAUGUGAUCUCGAAUUUAAACUGAAGCCGUUUUUAGGAAGUGGUGAAGCUAGUAAUAAAGUAAGUGGUAAAAUAAAAGUAGGAACAGAUACAUUAUGUAGUAUAGAUGGUCACUGGGAUCAAGAAAUAUAUAUAAAAGAUAAAAUGACGGGGGAAAGUUCGCCAUUUUUUGUUGUAAAUAAGGAAGUGAAGGCAGCCCGGUUAAAACGAUACACAGUUCCGUUAGAAAUACAGGAACCAUUUGAAUCAGAGAGGUUAUGGCGGCGUGUGUCAGAGGCCAUUAGUAAUUGUGAUAUGCACGGAGCAACCGAUGAAAAACAUUUACUGGAAGAAAAACAGCGUUACGAGGCUCGGGAAAGGAAGGCCAAGAUGAUGGAAUGGGUUCCGAAAUAUUUUGAAAGAGAUUUAUUGACUGGUGAUUGGUUGUAUAAAUAUGUGGAUUUACGACCCUGGGAUCCAAUCAAUGAUCUGCUACAAUAUGAACAAGAAUUUGUCAUCCAAACGCACACUCGACAUAAAACACCCGUCGUACGAACCAUGAGUAUAACUAGUCAGGAACAGGAGAAAAAAAAAGUUUUUCGUAACGUAGCUUUGGCACGAUCGCAAAGAUGUACCGGGAAAGUUCGGAAAGAAAGUGGAAGUUCGACUCCCGAUCCAGAAUUAAUUCAUGACAGUGAUUCGUCAGAAACAGCAACAACGGCUUUACGCCAGUCAAGUUUAGCUAACGGGAAAUUACGUCUGAACGAAGACAGUUAUAAAAAGUUAGUUGAACCAAUGAUGAAAAUGCAGGAAGAGGUCAAUGGGUCGUUAAAAACGCUCCAACGUCAAGUCUUUACCCUCCAACAAGCCAAUGAAAACAAUAAUAACCAACCAGGCUUCGGAAGAGACUGGAUAAUGUUGGCUUCAAUACUGUUAAUUCAAAUAGUAUUACAGUGGUUAAUGAAAUAAAUAGCAUUUCUCUCCGGUUACCAAGGUGAUAUUUUUUUAAAGGAACUAUUUUGUGUGGUGGUUAUGUACAUAGUGUUGCCUUGACAACCGUGUUUCUAUAGUAACCAUUAUGGUAUCCAUGGUGAUUGGAGGUGUUUCGAAGCUCACAGAGUUUAAUAGACGAUAUACUAUUUAUUAUUUAUUACUUAGAGUUAUGACAUUGUUAAACGCGAUCAGAUAUUUUACUAAAACACGAUAAACGCUAUCAAAGUUAAAUUGAAGUCCCCUAUAAUGAUUUUCCCUUCAUCACCACGGCACUGUUCAUAGCUUUCGGGACUGCGUGCCUUCACUGAUUGCUAACUUUCAAAUGCAGGCCUACAUUCUCUUUUGUUUUAUGUAGAGCAGUGAUAGUUUGGCCAAAUAAAACCCCUAACUCUGGUUCUCACAAGGGUAGUUCCGCAUAGUAGUCAGGAUAGGACAAAAAAUACCGCGAUUCACCCAUUUGCACAUUGGUAUGCAAAAUGAAACAUUGUUUGAACAUUGUUGAAGUAUAAUUUUGUCUAUGAUCGUUUUUAAGGGGGGAGGCUAUCUGAAAUAUUUUUUUUCUGAAAUUUUAAAGCUAUU